This is a messenger RNA of Fonsecaea pedrosoi CBS 271.37, 1674 nucleotides long. RefSeq lists its product as uncharacterized. Gene Ontology annotation, molecular function: monooxygenase activity; iron ion binding; oxidoreductase activity, acting on paired donors, with incorporation or reduction of molecular oxygen. The transcript is spliced from 6 exons. NCBI's taxonomy places the organism in Eukaryota, Fungi, Ascomycota, Eurotiomycetes, Chaetothyriales, Herpotrichiellaceae. The coding region runs from base 1 to 1674 and encodes 557 amino acids. The record is from RefSeq and is a predicted model, not a curated record.
AUGGAUAAUUCAACGUCUGUCCACGACACUUACCAUCUCCUGCCCUUUGGGUUAGGGGCUCAGAAUGACGGACGACGCAGUUUACUGGCAUAUGCUAUUAUUGCCGUGCUGGUCGUCGUCCUGACACGGGCAUAUUUCUCGCAGACAAAAUUGCCAGAUGUGCCGAUGCUCAAGAUCUCAAAGCUGCCCGGCGCUGCGGGAGCCGCUGAAGAUCUUGCUCGGUACAUCAAAAACGGAGCAGAGGUGAUGCAGGUCGGUUGGGAAAGGUAUUCCAAAAAGGGCCAACACUACUUGAUGAGGACUCCGGGCUUCACAAUGCUGGUCGUCGCACCCCGACUCACGGAAGAGAUACGGUCUGCAGCCGAUGACACGUUGAGCGCCGUCAAGGCGAACAGCGAGUUCAUGCAGUUCCGCUACACGCUUCACAAAUUCAUGGAGACCGAUCAGUACCACAAUGUCGUCGUCCAGAGACAACUGACCCAGAAUCUUGGUAAGAGCAUAGCCAGGCCGAAUGAGGAGCCCUCCUUGCUGACGAGUUUGCCUUCAGGCCCUAGUCUUUACGCUAUCGUAGACGAGGCCAAAGGCUCUUUCAAAGACACUCUGGGCACAUUCAAAGUGCCCACCGACCUUACCAUGUGGAAUCUCAGCUUCGACAUCGUCACCCGCACCGCCAACCGCCUGCUCUUUGGGCCGGAACUGGCCAAAAACGCCGAAUUCCUUCGCUUGAGCGUCGAUUUUUCCUUCAUUAUGUUCGGCGGCGCCGACAUGAUCCGCACGUACGCCGAGAUCCUCAAGCCGCUGGUCCUGUACUGGAAGACGCCGAUGCACAAGACGCUGAACCUGGCUCGCAAACAUCUCGUCCCGGUGAUCGAACAGCGCAUCGCGCUGAUGCAGCAACACGAGGCGGUGGGGACCAUGGACGUGUGGAAGAAGGAGAAGCCCAACGACUGCAUCCAGUGGGUUCUGGACGUGACGCCGCUGGAGAAGCGAGAUCCCCAGAUGCUCGUGUACCGCAUGCUGCACAUCAACAUCGCGGCCGUGCACACCUCGAGCGUCACCUUCCUCGACUGCAUCUACGAGCUCGCCGCGCACCCGGAGAUCCACGACGAACUGCGCCAGGAGAUCCUCACCACGUUCGCCGCCGAGGGGAACUGGUCCAAGCAGGGCCUCACCCAUCUGCACAAGAUGGACAGCUUCAUGCGUGAGUGUGUCCGCUUCAACCCGGUCUUCUCGGGCAACCUCGACAGAAUUGCCCUCAAGGACACCAAGCUCAGCGACGGGACGUUCGUGCCAAAGGGGACGUGGGUCACGGUCCCUUCGUACCCUAUGUACAUGGAUGACGACUACUACGAGAACGCGCACGAAUUCGACGCGUUCCGCUUCUCCAAGAAGAGAGAAAAGUCGGGACAGGAGACGGCGUUUUCGUUUGUCCAGACAAGCACGACGUAUCUCCAUUUCGGUCACGGAAAACACGCCUGUCCCGGACGCUUCUUCGCCGCCAACGAGAUCAAGAUCCUGCUGGUCCUCACCCUGAUGAACUACGACAUCUCCCUGCCCGACCCGACCAAGAAGCCGGAGCCCGUGUGGUUCACAAAGGCGCGAACACCGAGUACCAAAGGCGUCAUUCGCUGGGUCAGUCGGCCCGAGGUCCCCGACUUUGCGCGCUUUGAGUAA